Vollenhovia emeryi is the source of this 5309-nucleotide messenger RNA. It is a transcript of the gene Frl, whose product is annotated as formin-like protein CG32138. Gene Ontology annotation, cellular component: cytosol. The coding region runs from base 261 to 3560 and encodes 1099 amino acids. The transcript has 17 exons. Gene Ontology annotation, molecular function: actin filament binding; small GTPase binding. Lineage: Eukaryota; Metazoa; Arthropoda; Insecta; Hymenoptera; Formicidae. Gene Ontology annotation, biological process: cell migration; regulation of cell shape; cortical actin cytoskeleton organization. The record is from RefSeq and is a predicted model, not a curated record.
CAGCCGCAGCGCGCAUGUGCGGCGGUCGAGUCGCGAGGUCGCGGCGACAGUUGUCGAUGUCGUUUCGGGUGGUGCGCGACGAGUACUCGCGAUCCUCGCGAUGGACGAUACCUAAUUGUAAGUGAUUUGCAGCCGUGUUUAACGCACGCGUACAAGUAUGUGCGUAUCGUCGCGACACGUCCGUCGACCUAGCCAGGUCUAGCGCCGACAUCGUUGAAAAUUUCCGUCCAUGCUACUCGCCGAGGCGCCAAAGAGGAGACAUGGGCAUCGUGCAGAGUCGCAACGGGGAGAGCGAUGGUGGUGUACGCCAAGUUUUCCAAGGCGGUGUCAAGGCCGGUCUGCCUUAUCAGUCGUGUCAAGCCAGCAUGGGCUUGAACAUGGGCUUGAGCAUGGGUAUGGGCGGGCCUCACGCGCGCACCGGCAGCAUGCGUAACGCGCCGAGACAACCGAUGCCGGACGCCGUCGAGCUCGAGAGGCGCUUUACCAAAGUGCUGGCCUCCAUGGAUCUACCACCGGAUAAAGCGAAACUCUUGAAGCAAUAUGACAACGAAAAGAAAUGGGAUAUUAUAUGCGACCAAGAAAGAGUACAAGCUAAAGACCCACCGUCCCAUUACCUGGCCAAGUUACGUACUUACCUGGAUCCGACAGCAUCGCGAAGCCAUCGAUCGUAUCGUUUCUUUAUGUUCUUCCAGAAGAGGAAAAUGGUCGGGGAAUCUACAUCGACCCAAGUAUUACGUGACUUGGAGAUAUCCUUACGCACAAAUCAUAUUGAAUGGGUGAGAGAGUUCUUGGACGAAGAAAAUCAAGGCCUGGAUGCUCUGAUAGACUAUCUCAGCUUCAGGCUACUGAUGAUGCGGCACGAGCAACGACUCUUGGAAGCACACACGAGUUCCGAGGAAAAAUUACAAACCGCCGGCACAGGCGAUACCUCACCGUUGAACAACGGAUGCCUGAGGCCACCUCUCCACGAGCUCAAAGACAGUCCUGGGGUGAAAAGGAGAUCUCGACACGUGGCACGCCUAAAUAUGGGUGAAGCAAAGGAUGACAUUCACGUUUGCAUACUAUGCAUGCGUGCUAUCAUGAAUAACAAGUACGGAUUUAACAUGGUUAUUCAACACAGAGAAGCCAUCAACUGCAUUGCGUUGAGCUUAAUCCAUAAAAGUUUGAGGACGAAAGCUCUAGUAUUGGAGCUUCUCGCUGCAAUCUGCCUAGUGAAGGGUGGCCACGAAAUUAUUUUGUCAGCGUUCGAUAACUUCAAAGAGGUGUGCUCCGAGAGGAGAAGAUUUACGACACUUAUGGCAUAUUUCACCCAGUAUGACAGCUUCCACAUUGAGUUUAUGGUCGCUUGUAUGCAGUUUGUCAAUAUUGUCGUGCAUUCGGUCGAAGACAUGAACUUCAGGGUACAUCUACAGUAUGAGUUUACGAAGCUUGGAUUAGAUGAAUACCUCGAGAAGCUUAGACACACAGAGAGCGAAGAUUUGCAGGUUCAAAUCUCAGCUUACCUAGAUAACGUAUUUGAUGUGGCUGCCUUGAUGGAGGACAGCGAAACGAAGACUGCAGCAUUGGAAAAAGUAGCGGAAUUAGAAGACGAGCUUGGUCAUGCGCAUGAUCGUAUGGCAGAAUUAGAAAGAGAAUCGUUGGCGAAAUUAGCGGAACUGGAGACGGAAUUGGGCGCGAUCAAAGUGGAAUAUGCCGAUGCCUUAGAAGCACGUAGAUUAGUGGAGGAAGAACUCGCGGCCUUGAAGAGGCAGAGACAGGAUUCUGCACGGAGACAGAGUGUCCUAGAGAAUAAGAUCAUCGAGCUGGAAACUUUGACGGGAACGCUUACAAAGGGUUCAACAGCCGCUAGUCUACGAAAUGGCAUCGCGACGAGUCCUCUGAGUAAUUCAGAUAAUCUUACGUCCGAGACGUUCGCCUCGACACCAUCGCCAAUGUUACAUGAAACACUUGCAGCGGCUCCUGCGCCACCACCUCCACCCCCGCCACCAUGUCCGCCGCCGCCUCCCAUGGCACCUCUUUCCUCGGGAGAUCACAAGAUACCUCCGCCUGUCCCAAUACCUCCACCGCCCGCUGGCAUGAUGCAAGCACCCAAUGGAGCGAUGACUAUUAAACGAAAAGUCCAAACAAAGUACAAACUUCCUACUCUUAAUUGGAUCGCUCUGAAACCUAAUCAAGUACGGGGGACCAUCUUCAACGAGUUAGACGACGAUCGUUUGCACAAUCAAAUCGACUUUUCCGACUUUGAGGAGCGAUUUAAGAUCGGCAUGAGUGGACACGUGGCCAACGGUAACAGUGAAAUCGAUGGGCUUCAAAGCUUUCCGAGUAAACGAUUCAAGAAGCCCGAGAACGUAUCACUUUUGGAGCACACGAGAUUACGAAAUAUUGCUAUAUCGCGCCGAAAAAUGGAAAUGCCCGUCGAGAAAGUGAUAAUGGCGGUGAAUGCUCUCGACUUGAAAGUCCUGUCGCUGGAAAAUGUCGAGUUAUUGCAACGUAUGGUACCUACGGAUCAAGAAAUCAAGGCUUACCGCGAAUAUAUUAUAGAAAAGAAGAACGUCAAUUUAUUGACAGAAGAAGAUAAAUUUUUGAUGCAACUCGGUAAAGUGGAAAGGAUAUCUACCAAGUUGUCAAUUAUGAACUACAUAGGAAACUUUUUCGACAAUUUACAUCUGAUUACGCCACAAAUACACGCUGUGAUAUCUGCAUCCAGUUCGGUUAAGAGUUCAAAGAAGUUGAGAUCAGUAUUAGAGAUUAUUCUUGCCUUCGGUAACUACCUAAACAGUAGCAAACGAGGCCCCGCGUACGGCUUCAAAUUACAAAGCUUAGAUACACUGUUAGAUACGAAAUCGACCGAUAAAAGGAUGUGCCUUUUGCAUUAUAUCGUCGCCACAAUACGAGUCAAGUUCCCGGAACUUAUUAAUUUUGAAUCGGAGUUGAUGUACAUUGACAAAGCUGCCACAGUCUCACUAGAGAACAUUACGACCGAUGUUCACGAACUGGAGAAAGGGAUGGAUCUUGUGCGAAAAGAAUUUGAGUUACGCGGCAAAGAGAAGCACAAUACGGUAUUGCGUGACUUUUUGAACAAUUCCGAGGAGAAAUUACGCCGUUUGAAACUUGACGCACGUACUGCCGGUGAAGCAUUCCGAGAAUGUGUCGAAUUCUUUGGAGAAAGUCCGAGACAGGCUGACGCCAACACCUUCUUCUCCCUUCUCGUUAGAUUCGCGAGAGCGUUUAAGGCAGCGGAUCAGGAAAACGAGCAGCGUCGCAGGUUAGAGGCUGCUGCAGCGGAAGCUUUAAAUACGUCCGAAGAAGUUAUAAAACGUAACAAAUUAAAUCAGAAGAAACAACAGGAUGCUGUUAUAAAUGAGCUGAAGAAUAAGACACGAUUAGUGCAAGAGAAAAAGUUACUGCAACAGGACGAAGUUUACAAUGGUGCCCUAGAAGAUAUUCUUCUCGGUCUAAGGUCCGAACCAUAUCGCAGAGCGGAUGCUGUAAGACGUAGCCAACGACGACGUAUUGAUAAUCAUAGACUCUCGCGCACUGCCGAAGAGCUUGAACUCUAAUCUUUUCUUUUCGCAUUUCCAAUAUACGUAUUUCAAAGAUUUUCUAUUCUAGAGAAUAAAUUUGCCUUGUAAUAUGGUAGUUUCAUUGUAAUUUAGCUUUAUUAAUAUACAACAGAGAACACCAAUAGUUUGGGAAUACUUUUGAAAAUACUAACAGCGUGCACAACUAAAUAGUCGUACAUUCUUCGAAAUUUUUGAGAGCAUUUUUACAUAUAUGUAUAUGAGCUACUUUGCUAUAAGCAUACGAAUUCGCAACUAAACGACAAUAUUCAGUACGUACAAUUAGAUGAGGCUUUUGUGCUCGAAUUAGUGGUGCUGAAAGUCCAAUAGUCAAACUGGAAAUUUAUACAGCUUUAGGAUAUAAAUUUUUCAAAUACACUAUUUGUCACAAGGCGAUAGAUUUGGAAAUAUUAACGCGCGAUCCUCCUAUGUUUAAGUAUAUGUGAAUCUCGCAAUUAAAGGCAUGUAAGUUUCUUUCAAGUUAGCAUAAUAUUAAUUUUUAUUUGCUAUUUCUCUCUAAUCGCGAGUAAUUCUCUUUUUAACAUUUUCUGACAAUUGCGCAAAGUUUGUUUAUACCUCGAUUACGCUAUUACUUUUCUUUCAUUUUUUUUCCGUUCGAUAUACAUGUACGUAAACGUAAAAUUGUUUACAUUUACUUGUUGUUGUUAUACGUAUUAAAAAUAUUUAUAAUUUUCGUAUAAACUUACUGUCCUCGUUAAUUAAAUUAAUUGUUUAUACCAUAUAUAUCUUGUAAAUGCUUAAUAUAAAAUGGACAAAGUCAUAUAACUCUUAACGUAAGUUUGUGUGUAAAGUUGGUCUAGCAAUCGCGGAUUUUAAUAAAUCAAUGACGUGGUAUUUGUGACAUUCCAGCAAUAUGUAAUAAGCUGGGAAAACUUGCUACGGAAUUACACAAGUUCUAUCAGCUUGAAAGGAGAUGUAUGAGAUCUUUUAUUACAAGUCACAGGAGUCGUAUAAUCAACAAUAAAAUUAAGAUUGUUAUGACAUAAAUGAAAGUGAGAUCUUUGUUGUCUCUUGAAAGCAUUUCGAAAAUAAUUUUGCAGCAUACUUGUUUACAUUCCUUGAAUCACACGUACACAUCUCAAGAAUAUAUAUAUAUAUUAUGAUACAUAAAUAUAUAAGUAACUGCACAAGAGCAUUUCAUACUUAAAUAAUCGAUGUAUAAGAAUCGAGCUGUAACGUAAGGAGAUAAAAAAAUAUAUAAAUCAAAAGUUGGUAUACUCAUCGAUUACUGCUAUCAGUCUCCAAGAUUCUUAUUACUAAAACAUACGGUAAGACUGCAACUCUCUCUUGAAGCUUUUUCCCCCGAAUAAAAACAUAUCGCAAACUUUUGAAAGAAUAAAAUUAUAUUUUUACUUUUGUACGUUUUUGAUAUUAUACAUAUUACUAGAGAAAGGAAAAUGUAAAUACUAUUGUAUAGAGAAUAGAUUUAAAUGAAUAUAAUGUAAUUGCUUAGAACAAUUGCCAAUGUGAUGUUUAGAUAAAAUAUUUUCUGUAUUGUAUUAUUUAGCAUAUAGCGCUUAUUAGCAACAUGUGACGAAGAAAAAUUGCUAUUUCAGCCCUUUUUCCCUUUGGGAUCAAAGCACUAAACUAUUUUAUAUAUAUUUUGUGUGAAAACACACACACACGUGCGCGUAAUAUGCAUUUUAUCAUAGAAAUUGUAAAAAUUAGCAAUAUGCUCAUUGUAUAAAAACAGACAUAAAUAAAUGUAAUAAUUAAUACUUGAACAAU